This is a messenger RNA of Oncorhynchus gorbuscha (pink salmon), 1609 nucleotides long. RefSeq names its product ribonuclease inhibitor-like. Lineage: Eukaryota; Metazoa; Chordata; Actinopteri; Salmoniformes; Salmonidae. Bases 1 to 1068 code for a protein of 355 amino acids. The transcript has 7 exons. Gene Ontology annotation, molecular function: protein binding. The record is from RefSeq and is a predicted model, not a curated record.
AUGGCUAGAGGAGGGGCAACCAAGAAGAACAGUAAUAUGUUCAGGUUCUACAUCAGUUUUGUGCAGUCUAAGAUCUGGGAAAUUGGAGCAAUCGUCUUGUACGUCUUUGAUUACUGCUCUAAUGCCAGUGAGCUCACCACCUACAGCCGCAAUCUGGGGCACAGAAGUUACCGGUUGGGCGUUGUGUUGCUUUCUGCUAGGCUGGAGGAUCCACACUGUAAACUGGAGAAACUGAGGAUGAGUCGGUGUUCUCUGACAGAAACAUGUUGUUACACUUUGGGCUCAGUUCUCGGCUCAAACUCCUCUCCCCUGAGAGAGCUGGACGUAAGUAACAAUGAUCUACAGGAUUCUGGAAUGAAGAUGCUCUCUGCUGGACUGGGAAAUCCACACUGUAAACUGGAGAUACUGAGUCUGCCAUUCUGCAGCUUCACAGAGGAAGGCUGUGCUUCUCUGGCUUCUGCUCUGAGGUCUAACCCUUCCCAUUUGAGAGAGGUGGACCUGAGCUUCAAUCACCUAGGAGACUCAGGAGUGAAGCUGCUCUCUGCUAGACUGGCAGAUCCAUACUGUAGACUGGAUAAACUCAAUUUGAACCAAAAUGAAGAGUUGUGGUUUAAACCGGAGCUGCUUAAGAAGUAUGCCACUGAAGUCACUCUGGACCCAAACACACAAAACCAAUUUUUCUCACUGAUUGAGGAAAACAGAAAGCUAACAUGGGUGGAUGAAGAACAGACAUAUUCUGAUAACCCACAGAGAUUUGAGGAAAUGCCACAGGUGCUGUGUAGAGUGCCUCUGACCAAACGGCAUUACUGGGAGGCAGAUUUGAUUGGGAAUUGUGACAUAGUGGCAUAUAAAUGUAUUAGCAGGUGGGGAAAGGCAACAGAUUGUAAGCUGGGAGCCAAUGACAGGUCUUGGUGUAUGUUCUUUGAAGAAAAGAACCGUUACCUUGCCCGCCACAAUAAUAAAGAGAAUCAUAUUCUUUACCCAACCACCAGACCUGAUCCCCAAAGAGUAGGAGUGUAUCUGGACUGGCCACUCUGUCCUUCUACAGUGUCUCCUCUGACACCAUGACCCGUCUGUACACAUUCCAGGCCAAAUUCACUGAGCCCCUCUACCCAAUUUUUGGGGUAAUGGACACAUUAAUGGACUCAUCCGUGUCCCUUGCGGUUACCAGUAGUCCAGUGCCAGCUGAAAAUCCUGCAUAGUCUUGGAUAAGGUAAAAUUCCUUAUGUUGGAGGGUAUUUUGUUUCACAGCCUUUUCUAUUACAUUUUCAUGACUGAAUUUGAAUGAUGGAAAAGUUGAAUGGGACAUUAUUUUUUCCAUCAUUGACAGUUAGCUUGUAACUUUGGGUUUAAAAUAAAGAACAACUGUUGGUUGUUGCAGUUAUAGAAACGUAAAGAAUGAAAUGGUAAUUCGGUGGUGUAAAGUUAUUUUAUAUGACAGCGACAAGGGUUUUAAUUUGCCUAUGAUUUGGCCAUGUCUGUUUGUAAAUAAAUAUUUGUGUUAUCUCAUAGCAUAUGCACAGUGUAAAGCACUAGGUAACUUUUCUGCAUGUUUGUGAAAAUGCAUAUUAAGAUUUUAUUUUAAUGGAUUAAAAGACACUUGCUUCUA